AAGAGGCGGCGAUAGGAAUGGAUCGAGGCUAAUUUCCGCUCGAGAUCUAUAAUUCGUUGAACGAUCCAAAGCGCAUCGCAACUGCAUUCGAGAGGAGAGGGAAGGGAAGGGAAGGGAAGGGAAGGCUCGUGUCCGACUCACUCGUGCCAACAAAUUCGGGACGCCAUCGCAACAGUCGCAAUGCCUCGCAAGAAGAAGUUAACGUCUUCCUCGUGCUCGUGCUCGUCGAGCUGAAGGCGAAGAUCGGAAGGAGGAGAAGGAGAAGGAGAAAAGAAGAGGAGGAGGAGGAGGGGGAGGGGGGAGGAGCGGGGGGACGAUGGUGCAGUACAGGCCGCACAAGAGGGCGCGGGUGCAGGAGCAGCACUCGGUGGCGACGCUGGGGCAGCCGGGCUGCCCGGCGGAUUUCGAGGGCCCCUUCCGGUCCAACAUCCGGUCCUUCCUGCACGACUUCGCCCGCGGGCCCGUGGGCACGGCGCCCGCGCUCUGCCUGCCGGGCGUCCGCGCCUGGACCCUCCCGCUGCGCUCGGCCUCCGGCGCCCCGAUCUCCCUCUACAUUCUCGAGGAGACCCCGUCGCUCUCCCCCGCCCUCCACUGCGAUCGCUGUCGCGUUCUCGGUUGGGCACAUCAUCCCGUGUGUCGAAAGCGCUACCACUUCAUCAUCGGCAGCGUGGAGCUCGAGGACAGCGCCGGCGUCGGCAAGGGCAGGAAGCUGUGCCUGGGCUGCAGUUGCGUCAUUCCCGCUUCGACGAAGACGUGCCCUGGAUGUGGCAGCGACGCCACCAAGAGCAAGGUUUUGGAAGCACGUACUCAUCUGCUCCAUGGGCUCAUCCACGCCAAUGGAUACGGCCAUUUGCUCCGGGUCAAUGGCCGCGAAGGAGGCUCGCACUCUCUGUCCGGCCGCGAGAUCAUGGACCUGUGGGAUCGUCUCUGUUCCAUGCUGCGAGCAAGGAAAGUGAGCGUCAUGGACGUGUCGAAGAAAUACAAUCUGGAGUUUCGCCUGCUGCACGGGAUGGCGCACGGGCAUUGCUGGUACGGGCGGUGGGGCUAUGCGUUCGGCAGGGGCUCCUUCAACAUUUCCCCGGCGCAGUACGCCGCCGCUCUGCGCGCAAUCGAGUCGGCUCCGCUGAAGAAGUUCACCGAUUGCGAGCAUGCGGAUCGAGAGAAGAAGCUGUCGCAGAUCGUGGCCAUGUACAGGCAUUUGUCGAAGCCGUCGCCCGCGGCCAUGACGACUCUGGGCCACUUGGUUCGCUUUAUGAUGGACCUUCUGAGCAAGCUCCGCAAGGAGGCCGUCAGCCGCCAGGCCAAGCCCGCAGCCUUAGCCCCAGCCCCAGCCCCAGCUUUGUCGGAAUCCGGCGCCAAAGCGAACGCGAACGCGAACGCCGGGCACGGGGCUUGUCGAUGGCCGGCCAAAAGGCUAGAACAAGCCCAGGACGCUCUGCUGAGCAUUCUUCGGGCUUCGGAGACCGGCACGUGGCUGUCUCGGCAGACGUUGCGCGAGAAUGCCCGCUCGCACAUCGGCGACACGGGACUUCUGGACUUCGUGCUCAAGGGCUUCGUCGACAAAACUGUGAAGCGCGAAAUCGUCCGCCGCCGGGUCAAUGCCAGAACGCGCAUGCUCGAAUACAGGUUGGAAAGCGUGGAGGGUCGAGCGGACGACGAGCGAGAGCGAGAGCACGCGGCAGUCGGUGCGCAGCAGAAGCUGCAGAGCGACGACGUCGUGAGACAUCUUGCCCUCGUUUACGAGGCGGUGCAGGCCCGCAUGGCGGACGAGGCUCAGAUCCUGCUCGACGUGAAGCAGCUCAUGAAGGACUACGAGGGCGAGUUCACUCGAGACGGAGACGGAGACGGAGGCCGAGGCCAGGGGCUGGGGCACCGGUGCCAGUCGCCGACGACGCGGAGGGGGCAAGCUGACGAGGAGCAGCAGCCCUGGCGUGUGCUGUGCCAUCUGGCAGGAGGAGACAGAGCACCGUCGGACGAGAAGAACACGCGGGCACCGCCACCGGAGCUCGUCGUGCUGCCGUGGCAUGCCACCAUCGGCGACUUGAAGCAAUGCGCCGAGAAGGCCUUCCGCGACGUGUAUCUGAGUUUCGAGAAGUUCCAGCUCGUGUCCAUCGCGGAACUGCCGAAGCUGCCGCCGGACGACGGGCAAAAGCUGUCGAGCGUCGCGGGCUUGGGCUUGGGACUGGGCUUGGGCUCGGGCUCGGGCUCGGCGCAGCCGCCGCAGCUGCUGCGGCUGCACAUCGAGGGCACGGGCAUCGACGAGACCUCGGCUGCCCGUCACGAGGCGGGCACCGAGGACUGGGUCGUCAACUGCUGCUGCGGCACGCAGGACGACGACGGCGAGCGCAUGGCCGAGUGCUGCUCGUGCCAGAUCUGGCACCACACUCGCUGCCUCGGCAUCCUCGACUCGCACCCCGUGCCUCAGCGUUUUGUUUGCCACCGCUGCCGUCGUCCGCCCAGCUCCGGAUGAGCAGCGCGCUCGCUGCAUGCAUGGCCAUCCAUGCCCCAAUUUUUCCUACUGUGGAGCAGGGCGAUGCCCGAUUUUUCCUUCUGUCGAUUCGGCGUUUUUGAAUUCGCCAGAAUCCGUUGUGAGAUUGCCUUUCGUCGAGGUCGGUCCGUCCAUAGCCUGCCACAGCCAGGUCCGUAGGUAGGUCGUUUUGUGUAGGAAAGGAAGCUGUACGUACGUAGUUGCCAUCUGAGAUAUGGAGCUCGAGGAGUAGAGAGUAGAACAGAGAGUGUUUGUAGGCUGUGACAGAUCCGCGAGAUCGAUCGGUCUCGUUUCGAUUUGUCGAUUGAUUGAUUGAUUGAUUGGUUGAUAGUCAGCUGAGGCAUGCAUUCGCUUUGUAUAUUUGAGGGACAACUGUCGUUUGGGAACAACUGGCCCCGGCACGUUUGGUUCAGCCUCUUUCUCGGUCGAUGGAUAAAUUGUUGAUCAUUGCUCCUCCUCCUCUCAGUUCUCGUCCUCACGUGGAUCGAGACCACGAAGAUGUGUAGAUUGAAAGCACGAACACAACGCAACGAGGGUCCGGGAAUGAUGCACGGCAUGCCCUGAGAGUUCAGACGAAUCGGACACAGCCUGG
This is a messenger RNA of Marchantia polymorpha subsp. ruderalis, 3080 nucleotides long. Lineage: Eukaryota; Viridiplantae; Streptophyta; Marchantiopsida; Marchantiales; Marchantiaceae. The record is from the annotation of a GenBank genome assembly.